This is a messenger RNA of Danio aesculapii, 4251 nucleotides long. It is a transcript of the gene isoc1, whose product is annotated as isochorismatase domain containing 1. Gene Ontology annotation, cellular component: cytoplasm. NCBI's taxonomy places the organism in Eukaryota, Metazoa, Chordata, Actinopteri, Cypriniformes, Danionidae. The transcript has 5 exons. The record is from RefSeq and is a predicted model, not a curated record. Bases 13 to 864 code for a protein of 283 amino acids.
UUAAGGAGCAUCAUGGCGGACACACACAGCAACAAUAAUCAUGUCCCGGUUUUAUUCUCCUUUUCUGUAUUCUCACGGCCCUCGUCUGUGCCUGUGGGCUCUGGAUACGAAGUGCUGAUCCAGAAGUUUCUUUCCAUUUACGGAUCUCAAAUCGACGUUCAUCGUAAACUGGUACUUCAGUAUUUCUCGGAGGAAUGGGGUCAGUACAUUGAUUUGCCGAAGGGAUUCACGGUUUCAGAAAAAUGUCGGCUGAGAUUAGUGCCUCUACAAAUGGAUAUCACGACACUGGGAAACCUCUCACCGGCCACCACGGUUUUCUUUUGCUGUGAUAUGCAAGAGAGAUUCAGACCCGCAAUCAAAUACUUUGGUGACAUCAUCAGUGUUGGCCAGAGGCUGCUUCAGGGGGCUCGUAUUCUGGGUAUUCCUGUGGUGGUGUCUGAGCAGUACCCUAAAGGUUUGGGCAGCACAGUGCAGGAAAUGGAUCUGACUGGAGCAAAAUUAGUUUUCCCCAAAACAAAGUUUUCCAUGGUGCUUCCGGAGCUGGAGGCUGCCCUGACUGAGAUUCCUGGAGUCCGCAGUGUUGUGCUCUUUGGAGUUGAGACCCACGUGUGCAUUCAGCAAACAGCUCUGGAUCUCAUUGGAAGAGGCUUUGAAGUACACAUUGUCGCUGAUGCUACGUCCUCCAGAAGCAUGAUGGACAGAAUGUUUGCACUAGAGCGGCUGGCGCGCACUGGAAUCAUCAUCACCACCAGUGAGUCUGUUCUGCUGCAGCUCGUGGCUGACAAAGAGCAUCCAAAGUUUAAAGAGAUCCAGAACAUCAUUAAAGUCAGUGCUCCAGAAUCAGGCCUGCUGUCCAAGGUCUGAUCACAGUCAAAACAAAAGCACUUUCGAAAAUGUCCCUCCACAUUAAACUGAUUAAAAUGCUCACCAGCAUGUGUUUAGUAUUAAAAAUGAUACAAUGCUUCAAUUACAUAUGCACUUAUUUAUAUUUGUUGUAAGUCAUAGAAUCCAAAAUGUAUAUUUUGAUGUUCAUUCUAUCAGAGCAAAUUAUAUGACCAGGAAGCAUUUCUUGGUGUCUACAUCCAAAAGUACAAAUCAUUUCCACUAAAUAAUACAGCAUGUUACACUCUAAAUACAUGCUCCGAAUGUAUAGAUUCUAGUCUGUGCAGUGCAGUGAUACAGAUUAGACCGAGCAUAGCUCUCAAACUCAAUUUCUGGAGGGCCACAGCUCUGCACAGUUUUGCUACAACCCUAUCAAACACAGCUGAUCCCAAUAAUAAUGGUGUUCAAAAGAGUCAUGAACACCUUCAUUAGUUGGAUCAGCUGUUCUGGAUCAGGGUUGGAACAAAACUGUGCCGAGCUGCGGCCUUCCAGGAAUUGUGUUUAAGACCUAUGGAUUAAAGGCUUUCAACAAUGUUAAUUCUUUAGCUGAGGCUUUUGAGCCCAUAGAAUUGAUGACUGCUAAUGUUUCCUGUUUAAGAGAUGGGUUUUUUUCUGACUCAGUUACUGUAUUUUUCACAAGUAUGGCUGAACAUCAAACUACCUCUCAUCUAAAUCAUGCUGAUUACUGGUGCAUCUUUGCAAGGUUACUGAAAUCAAUUGUUUUUUUGUUAUCUGUAAAAAUGUUCAUACACACCCUGGAGACCUUUAGCUAAAAGUUGCAGCUUCUUCUGUGCAAGCAGAAUGUUAUUUGUUAUUAUUAUUAUUAUUAUUAUUAUUAUUAUUAUUAUUAAGACGUACUGUUACAGAUCAGGGGCCUGUACCAUGAUGGUGGCUGAACAAACUCAAGAUUAGGUUUAAGUUAACAAAACCAAACCAGUACGAUCAGGUUGUGCUGCUGAUCAUCAACACAUCAACACGUGCACAUGCACAUGAAGAUUGGACAUCUGUAGCAAACUGCCAAUGAUGUACCUUAAAACAUAAAGAUACUCUGAUUGACUUCUCACAAGAGUAUUGGCACAGUACACAGGCAAAGAUUAAAGCGUUUAAAAAUGCGAUGAAUUUAAAAAACAUAUGUACAGCAAGAUGAAAAGUGCUGUAUAUAUGUUUGCUUUAUUAAUGCAAGUGAAGAUGUCAGGUUUGUAUAAUUAAUAAUGUGUACUAUGCAUAGACUCAGAUAUGUGGUCAUAUGCAGUUUUUAAAGCUUUAUCUACCGAUUUAAAAAAAAAUACUUUUCAAUUGCUAUUCAUAAAAAUGUGUACAUGUAUCGUUAAAAUCUGACGACUUUUUCUUUAAAAGUGUUUUACUAAACAGAGACUUUUAAUUUGGAAAAAUGGAACAGUAGGAGUGGCUUUAUGGCUAUAUGCACUUGGACUUUUAAUUUUCAGUAAGGCAGCCCGGGGGCUUCCUGUGACCUGUCUUUCCAUUACAAAAUACUCAUGUGAUUUCUUUAAAAAUCAGCGAUCUUCUCUGCCUGUUAGAUUUACGAUAUGAAGUGGGUCUCAGAUCGGACAAGAAGCACUGCAUUAAAUUCCAUUCCCACCGCAAUGUCUUUCAAGAGUUAACGCUUAGCUCAUGAUUUAUCACAUAGCUUGUUUGGCAUGCUGUCCCAGGAGAGAGCCCUAAGCUCAAGGGAUCUUCGGGCCAAGGGCUACCCCCUUUCACAGGGCGAGGGGAAAUUGAGCUCGGGUCGAUCUCAAACUCCCCCGCUGCUGAGGCCAAGGUGAACUUCCUGAGAUUAAGACAUUAGACUUAUUUUAUCUAUAAUUCAGAGCAUAUUUGUAUGGUGGGAGGAAACCGGGGAACCCCAGGGAAACCCACGCGGACACGGGGAGAACAUGCAAACUCCGCACAGAAAUACCAGAUGGUCCAGCAAGGACCCGAUGCCAUUGGUAUUCUUGCUGUGAGGCAACAGUGCUAGUCACUGGGCCACCGUGCCGCCCAUUCUGGAUAAAGGUGGAAGAAGGGGAGGAGGGGGGUUUCUUUCAGAUGAAGAUAGUUGUAGAAAGGAAAUGAGGAUAUCUAUAGUGUCUUGGGAUCCUUUGAUUGGAAGAUCAUGAUUAGCUAAUGUGGGCCAGCUGGGUCAAUCAUGAGUACAUGCUCCUCUUGAAAUUUGUUUAAAAUUAAACUUCACUUAAAACAGGACAGUUUAUUUUACUCCAGUCUUUCAUCUCGUUUAACGCUUUAACAACUAAAUGAAUGCUUAAGUCUAUUUAAAUGAAUGUAUUGUAAUUAUAUUACAACAUCGAUGCUGUAAAAACAGGCGAUGCAGUGACCUGUCGCAGUAGGUAGUGCUGUCGCCUCAGAGCAAGAAGGUCGCUGGUUCGAGCCUUGGCUGGGUCAGUUGGCAUUUCUGUGUGGAGUUUGCCAUGUUCUCCCUGCAUUCGCGUGGGUUUCCUCCGGGUGCUCCGAUUUCCCCCACAGUUUAGACAUGCAGUACAGGUGAAAUGGGAAGGCUAAAUUGUCCGUAGUGUAUAAGUGUAAGUGAGUGUGUAUGGGUGUUACCCAGAGAUGGGUUGCGGCUGGAAGGACAUCCGCUGCGUAAAACAUGUACAGGAUAAGUUGGCGGUUCAUUCCGCUGUGCAACCCCGGAUUAAUAAAGGGACUAAGCUAAAAAGAAAAUGAAUGAAUGAAUGAAUGAAUGAAUGCUGUAAAAACAACCUUUUAAAAUUGAAAAUAGUCACAUUUAGCUUUCACUGGAAGUUUAUCGUUGGCUUAGAGCCCAUUGCAUCAGAGAUGUCACUUUGCUUACAGUAUAUUGGUUUGUGAUGCUUAAAGCAGAACAUGACCUGUCCCAGAGCAGGUUAGCCAUGUAGCCUAAGAUAUCAUGGCAAGGAAGAACGAUUAAACCAACCAUGAGUUACCUUUAUGGUACCCGAAAUCCAGAAUUGAAACUUAACUGGCUAGCCAACUAAACUGGUACAGGACCUAAAUUUUAUCCCGUUCUGUGUAUUUCCCAAAAUGGGCAUUUUUGUGUCGAGACUAUGUGUAAGCAUACGUUUUACCCCAUUGUUUGAAUUUAUUUAUUAUAUUACCCAAUCAAUCCUAGAUCCUAUGAUCCUACACUUUUAUUUAUUAGUGUGUCUUCUGCGUGUGUUUGUGUUGAAAUCAGCCUACAUUUGUUGUGUACAUGAAUAGUGGGAGAAUAAUAUGUAUUUGGUGCCUCUUAAUGAACUGUCGCUACUGAUUGUAAUUAGUGCUUAUUUUUUGUUGUAUUGAAUUAGCAAAAUAAUUUUUGUGUACCUUUGUGUACAAUUGUUUUUGUAUUUGCUCUAUAUUUAUCUGAAAUUAAUAAAUGUUUAUAUGAACAAA